Messenger RNA from Drosophila mojavensis, 2621 nucleotides. RefSeq lists its product as uncharacterized. Bases 133 to 2271 code for a protein of 712 amino acids. The transcript has 6 exons. Gene Ontology annotation, cellular component: nucleus. Gene Ontology annotation, biological process: regulation of transcription by RNA polymerase II. Gene Ontology annotation, molecular function: protein binding. NCBI's taxonomy places the organism in Eukaryota, Metazoa, Arthropoda, Insecta, Diptera, Drosophilidae. The record is from RefSeq and is a predicted model, not a curated record.
CAAUAACAAAUAAGAUACGAAGCUAAUCAGAAAGUAACUGUAAAUUUGUUUUGACCGUUACAAGUAAUCGGAACAAAAGGAAAGAAUAAGUAGACAACAGUUGCGUUCAACUAACGCUUAACGGCCGCGAAAAUGGCCGCCGAGAAUUAUCAUCUGAAAUGGGACUCGCAUUUGUCCUAUUUGAACACUUCCAUAGCGACGCUCUACAAAAAUGAGAAGUUUGCCGACGUUAUGCUAUACAGUUCGUAUAGCAACAGUGGCAUCAAUUCAGAUAUACCCACAGUGGGCAUAUCAGCGCACAAAUUUAUUUUGAGCUCCUGCAGCCAGUUCUUUGCCACCAUGUUUGAGACGGCGCCAAUUACAGCGCCCAAUGGCGUUCUCUAUAUAGUGCUUCCGCCUGAUCUGAGUCAUCGUGCCAUACAAAUCCUUGUGCAGUAUAUGUACAGUGGCGAAGCAACGGUCUCCAAUGAUAUAUUAAAUGAAGUGCUGCGCGGGGGAGAAAUCCUGAAGAUACGUGGCCUUUGCCGGACGAGCACCUCAAGCGGUGCUAGCGGCACUGGACACCACCUGCAUCAUCAGCGUGAGCCCAGUGCUUUGUAUGUUUCAAAUGGCACACGUUCUUCACUGGCGCCGCCUCCGCCACCACCGCCCAUGUCGUCCGCACAGCUUCCCGGUGAUAUGUACAGCAACAAGCCCAGCAGCAGUAGCAGCAGCAGCAGCUCUGCUCGUUACUCUCUGGAUCAUCUGCAUACGCAUCCACAUUCACAUACGCAUCCGCAUCAGCAUCAUCAUCAUCAACAGCAGCAUCAACAAUUUCGCGGCUUGGGUGCUUCCGUAAUGCCAAAGGACAGUCCGGUGAUUGUGAAGUCACCCAAAAUGGCCAGCCACACGGGUUUGCUCAGCGUGGCGAGCAGCAGCAAGCUGAUUGCCGGCGGCAUCUCUGUCAACAAGGAAGUGGCCAUUGACCCGGAGGACAAGUGCUGCUAUGCAGCAGCGAGCCAAGUCGAAAGUCUACCACAGUCAGCGACAGCAGUUACAACCACAGUGGCUGCACCACCACCACCACAAAUGUCCAUUUGCACAGAAGUCGGCUGCAACAGCUGUCCACUGGCUGCGCCGGCCACCGAACCAGCGGACUCCACAUUACGCCGUUCGGACUAUGCAGAACGGGAACGUCUGGUGGAGGAGCCACUGUGCGAGCGAGAAAGAGACGAUGUGGGCAUGGUCUACGAGAGACGUCUGCGCCGCGAGCGAUCCUGUGAGCGAGCCCCACCCCACGAAUACUUUGGCCACGAUGCCCCGCACUAUGAGCAUGUGGUCAAGUCUUAUGAAGUAACGACUGCACCACGCCUGGCCACGCCCCCACAUCCACAUAGUUUUCUGACCAUUAAGCAGGAACCAACCGAUUGGUCAACGGGCAAUCAAUCAGGAGCGCUGCCAAACGACAACCACGAGCUGAGCCAGGAGGCGCAGCUGUCGCCCAAGCAGCCGCUGGACUUUAAGAUGAAUGCUGUCAAGCUGGAAGCGAAUUCGGCGCCACAGGACGAUUCCGAGGAGCAUACGUUGCGUGAUUACAACAAUUUCAAGCUGCUCGUUUGUGAGAUCUGCCAGAAGUCGUUUGAAGAUACCAAAAUGCUUGUGCGUCACCUGGGCACCCAUGCCGCCGAGCCAACGGGCAAUGUGAUGGGCAGCAGUGUGAGCGGCACGGGCAGCAGCAGCAGCUCCACAGCCAAUAGCAAUCUGGCGCUGAGAGCAUUGAAGACCUAUGUGCCAAAGAAGCGACGCAGAGUGUCGGUGAGUGCCGUUGGAUCCAUUGGUGUAUUGGACAAGCCCUUAACUCUUCCCAUCCCUCAUUCGCAUGUACAACAGCAACAGGAGAACAACAUGGAUCAUGUGACACUGCUCUGCGAUCUCUGCUCCACUUCCUUUGAAACGCCCGCGGAGUGGGUGCGUCAUAUGAAUAGCCAACACACGGAAAUCGAGCUGGCCAUGUUCAAUAGCAAAAAGGAUGGCGAACAGAAGGGCAGCAGCAGCAACAACAACAACAACAACAACAAUUCUUCUUCUGCCUCCGUUAGCCAAAUGCAGCACACAGUCGUCAGCUCGGCAGUCGCCAACUCUCCAGGAGCGGCAGCAGCAGCAGCAGCUGUGGUGCAUAAAAAGUACUUGACUGCCAGCCGGCUGGGUGGUGGACAAGGACAAGGCCUUAGCAACAGGGGAAAUGGCGCUACGACCGCAUCACCGGGGCUGGCCAACAGCUCAACCGCAUGAGCCCAGGCAGAAGCACAACUCCAAAGACAAAAACAACAACAACAACUAGAGCAACAAAAAGACCACCAGCAGUCAGGCCACGAGUGAGAGAAGCAAUAAGAUGAACAUUUUUUGAACAAAAUCAAGUCGUUCCAGAAAUCAAAAACAAAAAACAAAUUAUAAAGAAAAAUUAUUUAUACGAAACAGCAAGAACCGUGAUCAAAAUGCAGCAAACACAGCAUAUUUUAUAGAGCAAAAAAAAAAAAAAAAAGAGUUGAAAUUAACUAAAACAAAAAACUAUAACUUAAAACGAAACUGUAAACGAAACUUAGGAUCGGAAUCGUCAGGCAACGAUGCAAAACAAAAACAAC